This is a messenger RNA of Capsella rubella, 1533 nucleotides long. RefSeq lists its product as uncharacterized. Bases 547 to 1311 code for a protein of 254 amino acids. NCBI's taxonomy places the organism in Eukaryota, Viridiplantae, Streptophyta, Magnoliopsida, Brassicales, Brassicaceae. The transcript has 2 exons. The record is from RefSeq and is a predicted model, not a curated record.
UAUUUUUAAAGGACAGAAGCACGAAAUAAAAAUCUUCUUUCUCUCGUCUCGUCUCGUCUCGUCUCUGUAUUGUUUUGUCUGGGUUGCUUUAUUUAUCUCUCUACCUGUCUGUGUAUCGAAAUAGCGGCUUUACGUCCUGGAUUUGGUCUCUCUAUAAAUCUCCGGAGGUGUUCUUCGUGUUAGUCUGUUUCUAUGCCAUUUUGUCAAGAAAAUGGGAGAAGUUAAGGGAUGUUGGAAAUUAGGACGAAUGCUUCCAAAGGAUAAGUCUGCAAACUCCUACAACGUCUCUCUUCUGUUAUCUCCGGUUGUUUCUUUUUGGGAUUGUAUUGUCCGUAAAAUGAGGUAUACCUACAUACCUGAGUGGGUGUAGCAGUCCCUGAGAUCAUUGCGCCUUGGUUCAGUGUUAGUUCAGUUAUUCUGUUUGUAGAAUCGUAGAAGUAAAGGGAAAUAAGCAAGGAAAAGAAGAGUAAUGUAUACGUUUUAGUUUUUUUUCUUUCACUUUGGAGAGUAUCCAGAAGCCAGGCAAAGAAAAGACUUGUAGCAAUCAUGGAUAACAGUAGCUCAAUACGCAAACAAGCUCAGCCGAUUGUUAGAAAAGCAAAGAAGAAGCAAGUAAAAGAUGAAGUGGACAGGAUUAAACAAGCUGAGAAGAAAAAGAGACGUCUUGAGAAAGCCAUUGCUACUUCUGCAGCGAUCCGGGCUGAGCUAGAGAAGAAGAAGCAAAUGAAGAAGGAAGGACUGCUAGAGGCAGCAGCAGGUGAAGAAGAUUCAUCAGAUGCUGUAAAAAAGAAGCAGGAGAGAGACGAACUGGAGCGUAUCAAACAAGCAGAGAAGAAGACGAUACAUCUGGAGAAAUCCAGUGCUACUUCUGCAGCCAUCAGGGUUGAGCUGGCCAAGAAGAAGCUUAAAAAACUCGAGGAACAAAAGAGAUUGGAUGAGGAAGGUGCCGCCAUCGCAGAGGCUGUUGCUCUGCAUGUCUUACUUGGCGAAGAUUGUGAUGACUCAUACCGAAAUAUGCUGAACCAAGAAACAAGUUUCAAGCCAUGGGACUAUACUAGCAAAUUCAAUCUUUCUAGUGGUGGAAGAAACAGAUUCUUUCCUCACCAGCGCUGCUCGAGCUAUGCGGUUCACAGACCAAGAGACAGUAGUAGUAACUGGUUAGUCUCAUAUGAGCCUUUCGCAAGGGGAUGGGAUAACAACAACAUGGGAAUAUCAGCUGAUCUUAUUGCUGCUCAAGCAGUGUCGUCACUACAAAUCUCUGAGAAUACUGAUGUGGACGCAAUUGUCUUCAAUGGGAUGCUCAGAAGAUAACGUAUAUCAUAUUCUCAAAGAAUAAAGCAUUUGUAACAUUAAAAGUUUGUGUGCUGUUUUUAUUUCACCACAUAGCAAAAAAGAAACACCCUUUGUGUCUCUUACGCUGUGAAAAAUACUUCCAUCUCUAUUUUAUCUUUUAGAGAAGUGAGUGAGACUCAUAUGAUUUGUUUUUGUUUCUUUUUGUUGUUGUACUUUAUUGAAUCUUCUCAUCUCAUUUCA